AUGUCGGGUUCACUAGAGGUAUGCACAAAUGUUACGAUCAUCUUCGAGUGUUUUGACUUUGGCGGCUGUUUCCCAGUCACUGGCUUGAAGGAAUUCUGGCUUGGCGCCUCGAACUUCCUCCUGCAAGGCCAGGGGCCAUUUGUCUCUGUGGUUGAUGUUGAAAGUGGGAAAUUAAUUCAGAAGACAAAGGUCUUUAGACGGAACAAUGUGUAUGGUUUCAUGAUUGAUGAGGUACGAUGUCAGGAACAAGGCAGAGUUAGCGUCCUCGUAUGGGGUGGCUCUUCGCUACGAAUUAUCGAUAUUCACAGGCAAAGAGAUGAUGGUGAUCUCAGGAUAGUUUGUGGCUCGCUUGAACAUGCAGCUCCCGACUGGAUAUAUGACAUAUGCCCCGCACAUAUCGGAGACAGUGGCAGUCUCGCUUACUUGGUCACAGGCCACAACUCUGUACUCAGUAUAAAUGCGAAGAGGACUGUCAACUCCAAGUACCCAAACAAAAUACAGCUGAGGCAUUUGCUGGCUGGUGUCAAGUCUACACUCUACUCGGCUAACAUAUUGGCUCUCUCGGCUUCGCAUAUCCUAGUAGCAGCCGGAACGGUCUUCGGUGAAAUAAUCGUUUGGUCCUGUUUCAUUUCCAAACACGAUUCUCAAUCUCUGUAUUCUUCUUCCAUUCAUCAUUUUUUCACAGGUCAUGAGGGAUCAAUUUUCGGAGUCAAUAUUUCCGGGGAGCUCCCGCUGACGGAAGGGAAAUCAGGGAGACUGCUCGCUAGUUGCAGUGAUGAUCGUACGGUCCGGAUUUGGAAUAUCUCAGACUGUUUUUAUGCCACUUCUGCGGACCAGGCGGCAUAUGCCACGGAUGGAUUUGACCUUCGAAGCACCGGUUUUGGAAGCACUGCUCCAGCGAAGAUGUCAAGCGGCUCAGAAUCAGCGGUUGCUAAAUGUUGGGGCCAUGCCGCCCGUGUCUGGGGGGUGUACUUUCUGCCUAUUCGAGCUGAAUAUCCGAAUGUUGUCAACCUUGUUUCUCGAGGCGAAGAUGCUACAAGUCUGUUGUGGCGGCUAGAUCUGACAGGCGCUCACCAAUUCAAUGGGGACAUGAAGCUCGAUUUGACGAAUAUUUCAACUCUCAGCCAUCACGCAGGAAAGCAUAUCUGGUCGUUGGCUUUGUCUGAAGGGGAUAAAGAUACGAAGCUUUUAUAUACGGGGGGCAACGACGGUACAGUCAGAACAUAUGAACUGACCUUCCUCGGCAAAGAUGGCAAUAAUGGCGAGGAGCCAUCUAUCAAGAUUUCACCGUACAGCCCGAAGACUCUUCUGAAAGCUGCGCGUGCCAAAAUCGAUCACGACGGCUUUGUUCCGCGAUUUUUUGCUUUCGUUUCGAGCAACACCUUUAUUAUAACAUAUGCUUCUGGUCUUGUGCAGCUAGGAACUCUCCUCACUACCUCACAUAAUCCGAACCAAGCUGCUGCAGCUAAACCAGAGAUCUCCUGGGAAGAUUUAGCGGUAGCUGAGGACCUAAGUUCAUCUUCUUGUAUAUCUGCACUUCCGCGCCACGGCCUUGCCGUAAUUGGUGGCUCUACCGGAAUUCUACGUCUCUACAACCACACUACCAAAACAUUAACUGAACUGACCAAGGUUUCUUCUCGACCUGUGAAAAUAGUUAUGCUUGAUGCUGAUUUCAACGCAUCGAAAGUGGGCCACAGUUUCAGAUUUUUGGUUGCAUACCCUCGCUCAAAAAACGCAGAGCUAUUUGAUUUUGAAACGGCAGGUAGCGGCAGCUCUUAUACUAUCAGAAAGACUGAGCUGAUAUGCCCUCCAUACAUCGCAAUAACCACGGGCUCGAUCGUGUGUCAUGGCAGAUAUCUUGCUGUAGGCGGCAAAUCCGGCCAAAUUCUAUUCUACAAACUAGACGCCCGAAAAGAAUGUCUCGAGUGCUCAUUUAUUGAACACCGACUUCAUGGAAAAGCAAGUGUUACAUUUCUAAGUCCAAUUGAAGACGUCGAAGAUCCUAAUGAGGGAUACGUUCUGACGGGUGGUCGAGACGGCAAUUAUUGCGUGUAUCGUUUGCACUGCUAUCCAGACAGAGACGUUACUCCGCGUGAUUUUCAGAUUGUUCAUCGUUCAGUGGCGUUCUUGUCGCAGGUGGAAGGCGCUUAUUUCGACCAGAAAACAGGCCAUUUCAUGGUGUUCGGUUUCCGGGGCAAUUUCUUGAUCCUGUGGGAUGAGACAACGCAGACUGAUAUUCUAGCGCUGGACUGCGGUGGUGUUCAUCGAGUGUGGGAGUUCACGCCUGAUCCCGAUGCACUAGGGGCAUGCACCAUUAUCUGGAUUCAAGCGCGGGCUUUGCACGUUCUUGUGGCAGGUUCUGCGGUACAUCGACCUCUCCAAAUGGGUACCCAUGGACGAGAAAUCAAGAGCUUAGCGAUCGCCAGAACCCAGACAGGCAAUGGUCGAAAUCUAAGCAGGGCGUCACCACUUAUAGCGAGCGGGGGAGAAGAUACAUUAAUACAUAUCUCGACAAGGUCGCGAGACAAAGACAGCAUGUGGAACCCUGUACGGUGUUUGCAUGUCAUGGGCGACCAUGUUUCUGGGCUGCAGCGGAUCAAGUGGUCGGAUGACGGGCGAUUCUUGUUUUCCAGCGCCUGUCGAGAGGAAUUUUUCGUUUGGAGGAUUCGAUCAGUGCCGAAAUUCGGCCUUGCGACGUUAAUGGAGGCGGCUUGUCCGAGGGAAGAGUUUGAGACGGAGCUCCGAAUUAUGAGUUUUGAUGUGCUUCGCAUGCAAUCGGCAGCUGACGAGGACCGUUUUCUGCUGGCUCUUGUCUACUCGAAUUCUACAAUCAAGGUAUUCUCAUACACAAGUUCAGCGGAAACCCAUGCUUUUGAGCUUCUCGGAAGAGGCACCUAUUCCACGAAUUGCCUGACAGAAGUCCACUUCGUGGGCGACAGCGAUUCUAACUUUGCGCUCGUCACAGGAGCUACUGAUGGAUAUAUUGCUUUUUGGCCUCUUCAAUGGAUUACACACAGUCGCAUUGAUGGGUAUACUACAAUAGCAAGCGCAUCUGCGACUACCUCUGUUCCUACCGUGCAUAGCAUCGAGUGGAAGACACACCAUGCCAUACAUACUAGCAGCAUCAAGAGUCUGGAGGUAGAGGAGAUUUCACCGGGUUUUCAGGUCCUCGUUGGCGGCGGAGAUGACAAUUCCCUGUCCGUGACGCUAGUAAGACUGGAUACUGUUGUUCGUGUGGUCAGUAGUAUGUCGGUUUCCAACGCGCACGCCUCGGCGGUUACGGCAGUCAGGAUAUUGCACAGUUCCGUGUCGUCCGAGGAAGGUCGUGGCACGGCUAUAUUGUCGGUAGCAUCGGCAGGGAACGACCAGUGCGUCAAGCUCUGGUCUGUCACGGUUGGUCUGGCCCAGAAUCAAGCGAUUGGCAUUUCACUGGUGUCAGUUCGAUAUUGUCCUGUGGCUGACGUUGCGGCGAUGGAUAUUAUGGAGGUUGGCGACAGCCCUACAGUGGACCGGGUGUUGGUUAUAGGCGGAGUUGGCCUGGAAAUGGUGCCAGUGCCUUGGCAUUGA
Messenger RNA from Talaromyces atroroseus, 3567 nucleotides. RefSeq lists its product as hypothetical. Gene Ontology annotation, molecular function: protein binding. The record is from RefSeq and is a predicted model, not a curated record. NCBI's taxonomy places the organism in Eukaryota, Fungi, Ascomycota, Eurotiomycetes, Eurotiales, Trichocomaceae. Gene Ontology annotation, cellular component: cytoplasm. Gene Ontology annotation, biological process: tRNA methylation. The coding region runs from base 1 to 3567 and encodes 1188 amino acids. The transcript is spliced from 3 exons.